UUGAGUUAUUGAGAUUUUUAUAUUGAGCCGUUUAGGUUAAUUGAGCUAUAAAGGUGAAUUCUAUUUUGUAUUUUUCUUUUAUAACAUUAGCAUUUCUUUCGCAGAAUAUCAAGAUAUAAAUAAUGAAGAGAUUUUUCAAACCAACAUCUUUGAAUACCCAAAGUACGAGGGAGAGUAGAGUUAGUGAAAACUGUGAUGCAGAAAAUGAUAUAGUAGUUGUCACUCCUGCUCCUGCAACUUCUCGGAUAGAAUACAAAUGUAUUAAAGAAUUUAGGCAAGAGUUUAUUAUUGCCGAUCCGGGACUUCGUAUUGCAAUAGAUGAAUUUGAUCAUGAUAUUAGAGAUGAAGUUAGAAGAGCUUAUGUGUUGAAGGGUCCGACUCAACCAAUUGGACAUACUUUCCCCAAAAAAAGGUUUAGUAAAGAUUUAAGGACUUUUUGUGCAGCAUGGUUUACUAAAUAUGAUUGGCUAGAAUAUAGUGUGGAGAAGGAUGCAGCUUAUUGUUUCUAUUGCUAUCUUUUUAGAUAUGAUCCCUCAGAGUCUCAUUUUGGGUAUGAUGUAUUCUCAAAAGUAGGAUUUAGAAAUUGGAAGAAUGCAUAUAAAUCAUUACCUGAACAUGUUGGUGGGCCUAAUAGUGCCCACAAUAAAGCUAGAACAGCAUGCGAAGAUUUCAAAAAUCAAAAGGCUAGUGUGUCAUAUAAGGUGAUGACUCAUAGUAAGGAAUCAGAAGCCAAAUAUGAAAUCCGUUUGACUGCAUCUUUAGAUUGUGCAAGCUAUCUCCUAAUGCAAGGUCAUGCAUUUCGUGGACACGAUGAAUCUUCUUCUUCAUCGAACAAGGGCAAUUUUCUAGAGAUGAUUGAUUGGUACAAAAAAAGAAAUGAGGAAGUGAGGAUUGCAUUUGAGGAGUUAUGUCCUAAAAAUGUUCGUAUGCUUGCACCAUCAGUUCAAAAGGAUCUUGCAAAGAGUUGUGCACAGGAGAUAACUAAAGAAAUAAAGAAAGAGAUUGGUGAUGGUUAUUUCUCUAUUCUUAUCGAUGAAUCUCGUGAUAUAUCAAUCAAGGAGCAGAUGGCCGUGAUUGUGAGGUUCGUAAAUAAGGAAGGAAAGGUUAUGGAAAGAUUUUUGGGUCUUACGCAUGUCACAGAGACAACAUCAGAUGCAUUGAAAGGAGCUUUAUUUGAGUUACUUUCUACACACGGUUUGGACAUUGCAAGAGUUCGAGGGCAAGGGUAUGAUGGAGCUUCGAAUAUGAGAGGUAGUUGCACAUCUAUUCAUGAGUUCUUUGAAUAUGUUAAUAUGAUUGUGACCACAACUAGUGUAUCUUGCAAGAGGAAGGAUUUAUUAUCUAGCAAGCACCGUGAGAACUUAUUGGCCAAGUUAGAUAGCGUGAUAGAGGUGCUAGGGCUUAUGCAGGAAGAUGCCCAAAAUCCAACAUCAGCGGGUGGUUUGAUGAGAAUAAUGGAGAGCUUCAACUUUGUGUUCAUUAUGAAGAUGAUGUUGAAAUUUUCUCAUAUUACAAGUGAGUUAUCUCUACUCUUGCAAAGAAAGGAUCAAAAUAUUGUUGAGGCUAUGUCAUUACUGAUUGAUGUGAAAGCACGUUUGCUUAACUUGAGGAAUCAUGGUUGGGAGCUAUUGUUUGCGGAAGUCAAAACAUUUUGUAAACAAAAUGAGAUACAAAUUCCAAAUAUGGAUGAAAUAGUACCAAGAUGGGGCCAAUCAAGGCGAAGUAAGAUCGGUGUCACUCAAGACCAUCAUUAUCGUAUUGACACCUUUUAUGUAGCUCUUGAUGCUAUAAACACAGAGAUGACUCAUCGUUUCAGUGAGCUAUCUUCAGAGUUGCUUAUAUGUUUUUCUUGUCUUGAUCCAAGAGAUAGUUUCUCAAAGUUUGAUGUGCACAAGAUUGCUAGACUUACGGAGAUAUAUGACAUAGAUUUCUCCAUCAGCGAUCGUGCAGUUAUAAAAGAUCAACUUGAAACAUUCAUUCUUCAUGUUCGAAGAGUUGAAGAUUUUAUUGGUUGUCAUGAUCUUGCAAGUCUAGCAAUGAAAAUGGUAGAAACCCAAAGACAUAUUAUGUUUCCAUUGGUGUACCAACUUAUUGAGUUAGCAUUGGUACUACCAGUUGCAACAGCAUCUGUUGAAAGAGUCUUCUCGGCUAUGAACAUCAUCAAGACUGAUUUGCGCAACAGGAUAUGCGAUGAUUGGCUCAAUGACUUGAUGUUGUGUUAUAUUGAGCGGGAUUUAUUCAGAAGACUAGAUUCUAAUGCCAUUAAAAACCGGUUUCAAGACAUGAAAACAAGGAAGAUGAAUUUGCCUAAGCCUUCUAGUUCUAGACAUAAUUAG
This is a messenger RNA of Phragmites australis (common reed), 2336 nucleotides long. RefSeq lists its product as uncharacterized. The coding region runs from base 123 to 2336 and encodes 737 amino acids. The record is from RefSeq and is a predicted model, not a curated record. The transcript has 4 exons. Lineage: Eukaryota; Viridiplantae; Streptophyta; Magnoliopsida; Poales; Poaceae. Gene Ontology annotation, molecular function: protein dimerization activity.